AUGAAGAAAAAAAAAGUCAUAAAAUUAAAAGGAGAAUAUAUACCUAAAAGCAAUUAUUUUAGUAAAGAUGCAUUACUCACUAACAUUUUUACGCAAAACAAAGAAAACACAAUUUCAGAUAUAGAAUCAAAAGAUUCCCAACUAAUUGUUAAUUGUAUUAACAAAUUACUGAAAAAGAAUCUUCAAACCAAACUAAAAGCUUUAAAUGAAUUAAGUUCUCUUCUCAGUAAUCAGGAUGAAUCUACAAUUAGUCAUUUAUUUUCUUCAUUUUUAAGUGUUUAUACAAAAUUAAUAUAUCAUACUAAUUAUAAUUUAAGAGAAAAUUUAAAUUUGUGUCUAAAGUUAUUUAUAGAAAAAAUCAAAACAAAAAUUAAAAAACAUUUGAGUGUAUUCUUGCCGCAUUUAUUUAUUUCACUUUUUGAUUUCAGUAAAAAUGUGAGGAAUAUUUCUAGUGAAAUACUUUCUGUUAUAUUUCCAUUAAAGGAUAAUUCUGAAAAUAAACAAGAAAAGAAAGAUAAAAAUAAAAUAGACAAGUUAAAAUUGUAUGAUGGACAUAAAUUAUAUUUAAACAUAAAAAAAUUAAAUGUGAAUAUCAUUAAUUUUUAUAAUUGUUUGAAAUAUAUAAAGAAUGAUUUGAAUGAAGCAAUUGUAUCAAAUUUAAAAAUUAUAAAAAAUGAUGAAGAUUUUGAUAUUAAUGUGUAUCUAUUUAAUACUCUUUGCUUUUUUCCUUCUUUUAUUUACAUAAUUAUAAAAUUUUCUAAAUUAAAUAGCAAAUUAGAAACAGAAAUAGGAGAAUCAUUAGAGGAAAGCAGUAAAGAAAUAAUUAAAGAAAAUAUUAAGAAAGAAUUUUAUAAUUUCGAGAAAACAUUUAAUCAUUUUUUUUGUUUAUUAAAUUCUAUAUAUAAAGAAAAUAAAGACAAUGUAAGGUUAAAAAAAACGUUAUAUUUAUCUAUAUUUAAUAUCAUUUAUUUAUUAAAGAAAAACAAAAUUAAUUACAUUGAUUUUAAUUAUAACGAGGGUAAUUCUUCAAUUUUUAAUUAUAUUUGUUGUAUAAUAAAUAGUAAAGAUGAAUAUAUUUUAAAAAAUAUAAACCAUUUAUUAUUAUUGUUUUUUUUUUCUGACAACAAAAAGUUAAUCAAUGAAAAUUUUCUUAGAAGCUAUCUAUCUCUAAUUAAACAAAAUAAAAUUUAUGGAGUAGAUUCAUUUAAUUUUAAUAUGUCAUUGUUUAUAUUCAUAUUUGAAAAGAAAGAUAUAAAAGAAAAUUUCUUUUUCUUUUAUUUUCUUUUCUAUUUUUUAUUAUUAAACCAAAGAAAUUCAUCAAUAAAUAAUUAUUAUGAUAUACUACUUCAUUUAUUUGAUUAUUUUGAUUUUAUUACAAGAGAUACUAAGAAAGAAUACUUAUUUAGGGAAAUUACAGAAAAAUCUGAAGAAAAUAUAAGUAAAAUAAAUGUCAACAAAGAAACAAAAAUGGAGAUAAAUAUCGGUACAGAAGAAAAAAAUAAAAAUGAAGUUGAGGAAGAAAAUAGUGGCAAGAAUUUUUUAACAGAGUAUGAGUGUUCAACUGUUUUAUGCGAAAAUAUUUUGCUCUUACCUUUCGAAACUUUUUUUAUUCAAAAUAAAUUACAAAAUUGUAAUUUUUGUUUUAAAAACGAAAUUUUAUGUGAGACUCUUUCUAAUAUAUAUUACUGUCAUAGAAAGAAGUUAAAGAAAAAAGAAGCAAAAGAAAAAAAUAAAUUUGAAGAUUUAAGAAGAAAGUUGUUUGAUGGAAAUAUAGAGGAAAACAAUCUUUUAUCCACUUAUGUUAGUUUUAUUAAAUCAUCAAAAAAUAAAAAUGAAAUAAUUAGAUAUACUUUAGAUUUAUUAAAUACUUAUGUUAUUGAUAUAAAUAAUAAGUUGCAAAAUAAAUAUAAAAACAAUAAUGUAGUUAAUGAUGAUAGUAACCGUUUAUAUCAGCACAACAAUUACAAUGAUAUCAUAAAUUUUUUUUUUAAGUUUUUAUUAGAAUUAAAAUUUUUAAUAUUUUCGUUAAACGAAGAAAAUAAUGCUAUUACUAUAGAUAUAAAGACAUAUUUUAUUGAUAUAUUGAAGUUGAAUUUCGUUAAUUUAUUUAUUUUAAUAGAAUACAAAAAUUAUGAAUUCAUUGAAAUUUUAAAAAAUAAUUUUGAUUUAUUAGAAUUUCUUGCUCAGAAGAAAGAGGAAGAUAAUACAUUUCUCAUGAAUAAUAUUUUUGAUAUAUUCCAAAAUUUAUUAUCAAAGAAAGAAUUAAGUAAAGAAAUUUAUUUCAAUGCUUUAAAUAUUAGUUUAAAUUUAUUACUUUUGUUUUUUUUAAAUAAAAAUUGUUUAUUUGAUGAAUUAUCUAAUUCAUUUCUCAAGAUACUGCUUGAUGGAAAUUUAACUAAGGAAAACAUUGAAGGAAAAUUAAUAAUAUGCAUAGAAUUAAUUAAUUUUAUGAAAAAUAAAAAAAUAAAAUUACUUCAUUUAUCAGAGAUUAUAUUAAAAAUAUAUCAAUUUUAUAUCAGAUGCAAUUAUAAUAAUGAUUCACUAACUACCUUUUAUGAAUCUAUUUCUUUUUAUGAGAAAGAUAAUAUUUUAUUUGAUGGAAUGUUUUAUUUUGAUUUAUUUUAUAUAUAUCAAAAAAGAUUAAAGGAGAGUAAAAAAUUUCCUGAGAAUAAUUUUUGUAAUUUUUUCUUAAAAUUAUUUACAGAAAAUAUUUUAACAGAAUAUUUGAAGGAAAAUUAUGAAACUUUAAAUGAUAUAUACUUAUUUUUUUUAUUCACCAUUUAUUUAAUAAAUUAUAACUAUACUGAAAAUUUUGAUGAUCUAUUUUUAAAAUUAGAAAGACAGUCGUUAUAUUCUUAUAUGAAUUUAAUGCAAACAAUUUACAAAAGUUGCACAGAGGAAGAUUAUGUUAUAAAUAAACAAAUUUCAACUUCAUCUCAUCCAGAAGAAAUAAUAAAUGAACAUGAACAAGAUGAAACAAAUAAUUGUAAUAUUUUAAUUUAUAUUAAAAAUUCUAAGGUCAUUUUUAAAAUAAUUGAUAAAUAUAAUGACGAAACAUAUAAUAUAAAAAGAGAUGAUGAUGAUGAUAAUAAUAAUAAUAAUAAUACUAUUGAAAAUGAAGAAAUUCAAAUAAAUUUACUGAUGAAAAAGGAGGAUAUUAUGAGUUCAUUUUAUAUAUUAAAGUUAUUAUGCAUUUAUAAAAUAUAUUAUAAUAUAAAAAUUUUAACUUUUGAAAACUUAAAGACUUUUACAUUUUUCUGUUUUGACAUAGAACAACCUCAAAGUAAAUCAUUGAAAAAUGUUGAAAAUCAGACAAAUAUUCUAAUAAAUAAUGAAUUUGAUGAUUUCUUUAAUUUUAUUUAUUUAAAUAUUGAAUGCAAUAAAUUAUUUUUUUUUCUUAAAACAAUAAAAAAUGAAUUAAAAAAUAAAGAGAACAAUUUAAGUCUUUUUUUUGCAAUAUAUGACUAUAUUGAUAAUAAAGAAAUACAUAUAAAUGAAAAUAUCAACACUUUUGAUAUUAUAUAUGUUCUGAAGAGAAUAAAUAAAUAUAACAUUUUUAAAAUAUGUAAAAUGAUAUUGAAAGAAUGUAUUAAAAAGGAAAAAGACAUGCUACAAUUUGCAAAAGAACUAAAUAAUUUAAAAACAAAGAGCCUAUUCGAUUUAAAAGUUAAGAAUUUUUUAUUUAAAAUAUAUAUAAAAUAUAUAUUGGAUGAACAUAAAAAAGGUGAUAUAAAUGAAAAUGAUGAAAUAAAAAAUAAAGAGGAUAAAUAUACAGAAAUAAAUGAUGAUGCAGAUGAAAUAAAUGAUAUUAAUUAUGAAAAUAAUUUGCUUUUAUUGAAAAAAAAAUUUCCAGAAUUUUUUCAUUCAUACAUAGAUAAAAACUUCAAUUUAAAUAUAAAAAAUGAACUUUCUUAUUUAAACUUACUAUAUCAUUUAAUAUGUGUUAGUAAAAUUAAAAAUUUUAAUUUUUUUAAUUGCAGUAGUGUACAAAAGGUAUUAUUGGAAUCAACACAUUUAACAUUAAAUAAUUUUGAUGUUUUUUUUCAUUGUUUAUCAUUUAUAAAAAAUUAUAAUUUUUUCAAUAAUGACGAAAUUAUUUUGAGUAAUAUUUUUAAAAAUUAUUUAUCAUUUUUAAAAAUAUAUUAUAAGAAGAUAUAUGAAGAACAAACUUUUCUUUAUAAACAAAAAUGCAAAAUUUUUAGUGAUACAUUAAGUAAUAAUAUUAAAAAUUCUGAGAAAGUAGAAAAGAGAAGAAGUAAAAAAAAAAAAGAUAAAGAUAAAUUAUAUGCUAAAUGUGGAAUACAUUUUUUAAGUUUUGUAUAUAAUUUAAUAGAGAAAAAUAUAAUAAUUUUUAAUUUAUUAAAUAAUAAAAAUAUGAUACGAAGUAUAAUUAAAAUUAUAUACUUUGUUUUAUCAAUAGAUCACUGUUGCUCUAAUGAUAUAAAUAAAAAAUUAAAAAUUCUUUGCAUAAAAUUAAUAAAGAAAAUUUUCGACUAUGAUUUGCAAUAUUUCGAUUCAUUUUAUAAAAUAUAUUUUUUUUGUUUAAAAUCAAGCGUCUAUGAUUAUAAUGAAUAUUUUGUAAACAAAAUUUUUUUUACAAAGCUUUUUUCCACUUCCAAGAAUUUACAAAAAUUAAAAAAAAAAGUAUUGGAUAUUUAUAUUAAUACUUAUUAUUUAUUUAUAUUAUUUUCUAAUAUUGAGAAAUUUAGAAAUAAUAAGAUUUUUAUUCAUAAAACCUUCUCUAUUCUUUUAUUAAAUUGUGUACUAUUCAACGAAUUACAUAAAUUAAAAAAUUGUAAUUUAGAGCAUUUUAAUGUAAUUAGCUCGUAUUUAUGUAUAAAUAAAAGUAGUGAAAACUUAUUCUUAAAAUCUAUUAUUAAUAAAAAUAUUGAUUAUGAAAAAAAUGUUUUAAUUGAUAUUAAAAAUGAAAUUAGUGAAAGUGAAAUGAAUUAUGCCAAUACUACUACUAAUAAUAGUAAUUACAGCUUAGAUUAUAUUUCUAAUAAUGAUUCAAAUAUGAAUUCUAGUGUUGAUAGCUUUAUGAUUAGUGAAGAAGAAGAUAACUAUAUUAGCAGUAAAUUAAUAACUACGGAAAAUAAAGAAAAAAAUAACGAUAAAAUAAAUAUAUAUCUUAAUGAUAAUAACAAGAGUUGUAAUGCUAGACAAGAAGAGGAUGAAGCAAAUGCAUUUUCAAAUGAAAUUAACAUUGAACAUAUGGAUGCAUUUGAUAAAUUAAAUUAUAAAAAUAAUGAGAAAAUCAAUAAUAAGACAAAUGAAGAAAAUAAUAAUAAAAAUAAAUGUUGUUCACUUUAUUUUUUAAAAAAACAUUUAAAAAAUGUAUUUUUGCUUAUUGAUUUAAAUAAAAAUAUUUUAAAUUUAUAUUCAUUUCUGUUAAAUAAUAAUUAUUUAAAAGUACUAUUGUCAAUGCUAAACAUUUGUUUAUCAUCAGAAUAUUUUAUUUAUAACGCAGAUUUAUUUCAGCAUUUUUUGAUAUUUUUAGAAAGUAAUAACAUUAAUUUAUAUUAUUUUUUAAAUGAUUUAAAAAAAAUUGAUGAACUUGUAGAAACUAGUAGUAAUUUAAAAAAUAACAAAAAUGAGUUUUACAUAUUUUCUUUUUCUUUACACUUAAUUCUACUUCUAAUUACUAUAUAUACAAAUGAAUGCAUUAAUAUAAUUAAUGAAAAUAAAUUAUAUGAUAUAAUAUAUUUUAAUCAAUUAAUUUUUUCAAAUUUAAUAAUAAAUUAUCAAUUAAAUCAAUUGAAAAAUAUAUCCCACAAUCACAUAAAUACAACGUUUUCAUAUGAUCCUAAUUCAAAAACUUUAUAUUUUAAAUAUAAAAUAAAAGAGGAUGAAAAUGACGCCUUUGAAGAUAUUACAGCAAAAUUGACUUUGAAUUUUCUACCUAAUUAUCCAUUUUCUCAUUUAGUAAUUAGCGAUAAAAUAGAAUCACUAGAUAAGAAGGCUUACAUUCACAAUUCUAUUAAAAGUAUGUAUAAAUAUGCAAGAAAUGGUAACAUUAAUGAAAUAUUUAUUAAAUUUGAUAGUAUUAUGAAUAAUUAUUUUCAAAAUAAAUCACAGUGUAAUAUAUGCUUUAUGCUACUAUAUGAUAAAAAAACAUGUGAUAAAACUUGUUCUAAAUGCAACGCAUCUUAUCACAGUUAUUGUCUUCACAAAUGGUUUUUAACAUCUCACAAUACAAAAUGCCCAUCAUGUCAAAUGCAAUUUAAUUCUUGA
Molecule: messenger RNA, 6234 nt
Organism: Plasmodium relictum
Lineage: Eukaryota; Apicomplexa; Aconoidasida; Haemosporida; Plasmodiidae
Product: conserved Plasmodium protein, unknown function
Exons: 8
Coding region: 1-6234 (2077 amino acids)
Biological process (GO): rescue of stalled cytosolic ribosome; ribosome-associated ubiquitin-dependent protein catabolic process
Cellular component (GO): cytosol; RQC complex
Molecular function (GO): ribosomal large subunit binding; ubiquitin protein ligase activity
Source: RefSeq, a predicted model, not a curated record